Messenger RNA from Trichoplusia ni (cabbage looper), 5194 nucleotides. Its product is annotated as transmembrane protein 164-like. The record is from RefSeq and is a predicted model, not a curated record. The coding region runs from base 391 to 1254 and encodes 287 amino acids. The transcript has 6 exons. Lineage: Eukaryota; Metazoa; Arthropoda; Insecta; Lepidoptera; Noctuidae.
AUUCCUUAAACAAUAAUCUAAUAUGUAAAUCAUCUAAGUAAAUAGUACAUUAUCUGUUUAUUUUUUGUUAUUAUACUUAUUGGUUUUUUACUUCUUAUACACCUACUAAGAAGAUGUAUUUUUGCAUCCUGGGAUGAAAAUAACUUGGAAAAAGGGCCAUCACACCAUUUUAUAUCAAACAAUGUUGCCAAACUGAAAAAAUAUUAAAAGCCUAUGUUUCAAAAUACGGCAUGAACAGAUAAAAACAAACUCCUCGCUCGCUCGCGCUUGUAAUUCGCAGUCGCAGCUGUCACUGUAGCGGGAACUAAAACACUGAACAGAUAUUAUCUUUCCAAAAAUAAAAUCAUUAAAUCGAUGAAAAAUUAACUAAAGUAAAAUCAAUUUGGAAAAAUGUUUGAGUGGGCGUAUAGUGGAGCAAAUAAAGCGGUUCCUAGAAAUGUGGGUCCGGAAUGUGCUUAUUUCUUGUCCACGAAAAGACAAAUAAUCGAAACUGUAAUUGUAGUCACUAUUUGUGUAUAUAUUUCCAUAAAAACCUAUCCUAAAUUAUCCAUACCACAAGAUACAAAUUAUGUGAAGAAUGACAGAGGUGGAAAAAGAUUAUUAGUAAUACUUUUGGCUUUGCUUUGGGGCAUGGAGAUCGGUUUUAAAUUUGCGUCGCGAACCGUUAUAUAUUUGUUAAAUCCUUGUCAUGUAACUACACUGAUACAGAUCUAUUUAUUGGCAGCUCCGCCAAGCAAAACAGUUACUGGAUUAUUUCGUAUACACCUAAACUUGUUAAAUGGACCACUGUUAGCAUUUUUGUUUCCUGAAACAGCUUCAAGGAAGAUAUUUGCUGAAGCUGCUCUGUACUGGAUUCAACAUGGAAUGAUGUUUGUGAUACCUUACUACUUGCUGAGAAUUGGUGGCCCAUACAACAUAGAACCGUUUUGGGACUUCAAUUGGGCAAUAUUCAGCUAUUGUUUGAACCUGAUUUAUCACUUUGUGGUGCUACAAGUAAUAGCUAUACCUGCUCAAGUGAACCUUAAUCACAUGCUAUGUCCAGCUAUACUAGAUCCAUUUGAUGGGCCGUGGUUCAGAGUGGCAGCAGUGGUCCACCAGGCUCUGCUUUGUCCUUUGCUAUGUAAAAUAUUCUGUCUGGUCUCAGACUUCUGCCUUACAAAAUUCCCACCUACAAAAGUAAAGCCUCAAAUGAAGGAUUCUCUGCUGGACAGCAGUUUGAUCAAACAACCAAUUGACUACCACCACGAGGACUAGUAACAGCUGCAGUUGGUGCAUCUCCUCAGGGUAGGUAAGAACUAUAAUACAAAAUGCCUUUUGAGUUGGAGAACAAUAUUUCAUCGCGUCCAUUUGGUUUUGGUGGUUAAUAAAUUAAUAAGCUAAAUAAUAUUAUAGAUUAUAAACUUUUGCAAAGAUUUUUGUGAUGAUAUUUGUUGGUAUUAGAUCUGUAACUAUAUUAUAGACAUUGUUUAAAAUUAAAUCACGCCUUCAAUAUGUAUAAGUAUUUGGAUGUUGGGUUUAUGUAAUUAUGGCUAGAUGGCCUAAUAAAACAUGUGUGGGUCUUAUUCAUAUUGUCAAUUUUAUAGCGGUAUUUGAUUACUUUCCAAAUUGUUUUUGGUUUUAACAGUGCAAAAAUAAAUUAAUAAAUCUGAUAAAAAACAGUUUAAACCUUAAUCGUGAAUAAGACCCACCUUAAGUUUAUUGUUUGUGUGGGUUACAUUAAAACAAUAUUUUAUUAUGGUUAGGUUACCUAUAGUAUUAUCGUAUUAACGAACAUAGAUUAAUAAUUAUUACAAAUAAUUAACAUAGGUUACUAUUUAAAUUGCGAGAUGCACAGGUUUGGACCAGUUGAUAAUAUCUAAACCGAAAAUGUCAUUCUACAGUAAUUAAUGCGGCCUUUUUAAUGAUUGCCGAAUCAACCAUAGAGCGAUACUAUGGAUGGCGUUAAAUAUAUUCGCACUAAUUCCUGUCUCGCGGAAACGAACCCAAAAAAAAAGUGAUUUCUAGUCCCGAAGGAGUCGAAUAGCACGUACUAAUAUAAUGUAGGAAGGUUUGAUGAUAUAUGUACCAAGAAAUUUGGCGUAAAUAUUAACAAUAAUUAUUGUAGAUAAAUCAUACGCAACUGACCACUUAAUAUUCCUGUUUCUAAUUAAGUAUUUAAGUAAAACUAAUUAGGUACUUAGUAAGGGUUGAUGUUGAUAUUAUCAUAUCACCCUCUUUGACUCUAUUAGCUUGAAAGGCAGGCGAAUACUAUAACCGUGAGGUAGCCAGCGGGUAAGCGCCGACCUUGCAUUUCUUGCUCAAAGUGAAGUAGCUUAGUUGCAAAGCCUUUGCACUUUGAAGUUUAUUUCAAUAAUAGAUUAAAAUUGUAGUUACCUACACUUUUCACGAAUUGUAUUGAGUGCUUUAGUGCAUUGUGCACGUUUGCAUCCAAUUCUUAAAGAGUGGUUUGGCAAUUAGAAGGCCAAUAAAUGUACGAAAACAAGUAGUUUUCUUAUUAAAUAAAAUUUACCCGAUAGGGCGUGGAAACGAUAAGAUGAUCCUAUUGUAAUUGUCAAAGGAGCCAAUUCAAAAUCUUGUCAAUAGCUUUCUUGCCCCUAAAAGCCGAUUUCUUUGUUAUCUACGCAUUUACAUAAAUGCAAAAAUAUGGCCUAAAAGUAGACAACGACGAAAUGCAUAAGUAAUAAUAAAACCUAUUGCUGACUUUACUGGCUUUUUAUAAGAAUACAUCUAAUAUAUACAUCGUUUUAUUUCAAUGACUUAAUUUAUUUGACGACUAAUAAUAACAAGUAUCUACGUUAAUAGUUACCUAUACCUACUCUUUUAAUAUUUAUGUGGCCAUGGAUAAUAAAAUUGACGUGUGUAGUAUAUCUUGGUAUUUAAAAAAUACUGUUCUUUGUUUCAUUACUUUAAAAUGUGUAACAUCUUUAACUUAAAAGGUAAAGGGAGAUACGGUUGUGACUGUGAGUAAUAUGAAGAGUAAUGCCUUUAUACUGUGGUAGUAGGUACGGUACCUAAUUAUCUAGGUAAUUUUAGGAUGUUAUAACCAUUUGGAAUAAUUAUAAUAUUUAUUUAAUCUAAACUUGGUCACAUACCAAAGCCAAACUAUGCGAUGCCUGCGCUAACUAAUAACGUUGCGUGUUCUUUUUGGAGGUAGGUAACUUAGAUAUUUUCGUGUCUGCUAUAAGAAAAAGUAAAAUACAAUCAGUAACUAACAGCUAAACCCAAAUUAAAUUUACUUAUUAAUAAUCUCUAUACUCUACUACACUCGAGUCUCUCUAGACUCAACUUGUAGUGAAGUCAUAGAAUAUUAUUAAUGCGAAUUUGCUUCCGAAUUUUCCGUAUUGAUUUGACUUGCAAAUGUUUAAAAUGUAUGAGAUAAUAAAUUAUUUAAUUAUCAUCUUAUAAAUGAACGAUAAUGCGAUAAGUCUUCUCACUAUUGUUUGAUUGAAGGUAUGUUAAUACUUAAAUGUUUACCUUAUAUUAUGUUAGUAAUGAACGUGGACUUUACCAUUUACGUCAGACUAUUGUUUAAGUACCAACCUAAUAAAUCGUAUGCCAUUUGGUACAAAAUUAUUUUAAUGGAAAGAAAAGCCUAUUUUUAAUCAUAAUUUUGAAUGUGAGACUAGUCAGAGAAAUAUGCAAUAAUAGUAGUCAAACCAUGUUCCUUGCUACUAAGCAGAACCUUGUAUUAGUUCUUUGUAACCCAAUACCUACUAGGUUAAUUAUAAAAUAGUUAUGCUUUUACCUCACGCAUCGAUUUCUCGUUUUAUCGAUUGCUUUGUCCUUGACCUUAAAAAAAGUCGUUAUAUCCUACACCUUUCAUGGUUAUUUAUCUUUAUCUGUACCUAGUUACAAAUUAUACUUAGUCAAUUAGAAUGUUUGCUGAAACCUUUUAAAUACUUAUAUUUAAAAAGUGUUCACAUUCUAAAUAGUUUUUAUGGGUGUAAUAUAAAUCGUCUCAGAAAUCGACUAGCUGUGAGUGAUAAUGUGCUAGAUCUCGUAGAUUUUGUCUCCGUAACAUUUUCCUAGUAAAUUAAAUCAGACCGUGACGUUAUGUAAAUCGUAUUACAAGCUCAUUAAAAAGUACAUUCCAAUAUUUUUGUUUAGAUGGCUCGAUGGGUGCCCUCUUAUUUACUAAUGGAAAUUUAACUUAUAUUAUUUAAAAAUAUUUUGUUUAUAGUUAAUCCUACUUUGUAGUACUGAAAAAAUUCAGCUUCUGCGAAAUGAGGAACAUAUCUCACGUACGUAAAAUUACAAUUAUACCAUAUUAAUAUGAAAUAAAAUCUCCUCCCUUAGUUAUUAAUCCGCAUCAGUACAAACAUAUUUUUGAUACCUAAAUACCUACUACUCUUUAACGUAUAUCGCGCUUUCCCAUAUCUUCCUCAGCUCCACCUAGUGUGAUGUUUUGACUUUUCGAAUGUUUUCUCCCGUUGAAAGCGAUUUUUCCAAGUUGGAAAUAUUGAAUUUAUUUAUCAUCGUGGAACGUCAACUUUGGCUCUUAGAACAAAAUUAGAUGGAACUGUAAUACUUGUGUAUACGUAGCUCUAAUCAAUACGUCCCAAAUGUUUCAUUAUUUGUACGUAUACCAUUGAUACAUACUUUAGCUGUGAAAAAGGUAAUGAUACAUUAUUUUUAGUUAAGAGGAAAGAACAUCAAUAGGGUAUUUGACAAAAAAUAUCAUAAAAAAUCUGUCUGUCAGGCAGAAUUCCAAAAAAUAUUGGAUACGUUUUUCUUCUCUAUCUCGUAAACGAAAAAUGAAGGAAAUACAGUGAUUUAAAAUCUCGUGUGACGUUACUUCCCAGUAAGCAUUUUACUAGCAAGUGAUGGUUUAAUUUAUGCAUAUUAGAUUUAGUUAAAUACCCUAUUAACCUAGAUCUGUCUGUGUGAUCUCUAAGAUUAUCAAAUACCUAGUGUAUUUGAUAAUUUGCCGGUGUCGUUAAACUCUAUAAGGAAGGAAAUUUGAUUGAACUCUUAGGUUAGUCAAAUUCCGGUAUGGAGUCGAUUAAAAAUUACUACGAGUGACUUGUUGUAUCUGUUACGUUAUGAGACCCGAUUAUUUAAUUAAAACUGCCUAAAUAUUGAACCACAUUUAAUCAAAUAUCGAAUUCAUUUUCAGACGAAAAUAUAAAAACAUUUAUGUGACGUAAUCAUUUUGUUUAUGUAUAUUGUGAUUUAGAUCUAUGUAUAUUUUGAG